Brachypodium distachyon (stiff brome) is the source of this 2497-nucleotide messenger RNA. Its product is annotated as cullin-3A. The coding region runs from base 120 to 2318 and encodes 732 amino acids. Lineage: Eukaryota; Viridiplantae; Streptophyta; Magnoliopsida; Poales; Poaceae. Gene Ontology annotation, cellular component: cullin-RING ubiquitin ligase complex. The transcript has 2 exons. The record is from RefSeq and is a predicted model, not a curated record. Gene Ontology annotation, molecular function: ubiquitin protein ligase binding. Gene Ontology annotation, biological process: protein ubiquitination; ubiquitin-dependent protein catabolic process.
AUUUUAAAAUCCAGACGAGAAAAAAAAGCAAUCAGAUAGAUACCUGGCCUUCCUCCUCCUCCCGGCGAAACCCUAGCACCCGCAACCUCUCGCCGGAGGAACCCGCGCCGGCGGCGAAGAUGAGUUCCAAGAAGCGCCCGGCGAGGAUCGAGCCGUUCAGGCACCGGGUGGAGACCGACCCCAAGUUCUUCGACAAGUCGUGGAAGAAGCUCCACGACGCCAUCCGCGAGAUCUAUAACCACAACGCCAGCGGCCUCUCCUUCGAGGAGCUUUACAGGACUGCAUAUAACAUGGUACUGUACAAGCAUGGCCCAAAGCUCUACGAAAAUCUCAUAGAAACCAUGACAGGACAUCUGCAAGAAAUGCGCAGAUCAAUAGAGGCUGCUCAAGGUGGUUUAUUCUUGGAAGAGCUGCAGAGAAAAUGGGAUGAUCAUAACAAGGCAUUACAAAUGAUCAGAGACGUCCUGAUGUACAUGGACAGGACAUAUAUUCCCACCCAUAAAAAGACAGCUGUCUUUGAUCUUGGUUUGGAACUGUGGAGAGAUAAUAUCGUUCGGUCUAGCAACAUCCGGGUGAGGUUGCUUAACACUCUUCUUGAUCUCAUUCACAGUGAAAGGAUGGGCGAGGUGAUAAAUAGAUCCUUGAUGAGGAGUACAACUAAAAUGUUGAUGGAUCUAGGAUCUUCUGUUUAUCAAGAUGAUUUUGAAAGGCCAUUCCUUAAAGUGUCUGCUAGCUUCUACAGCGGUGAGUCACAACAAUUCAUCGAGUCCUGUGCUUGUGGCGAGUAUCUCAAGAAGGCUCAGAAGCGGCUGGAUGAAGAAGCAGAGCGUGUUGCACAGUACCUGGAUGCCAAGACAGAUGAGAAAAUAACUGCGGUUGUGGUAAAAGAGGCUCUUACAAAUCACAUGCAGAGGUUGUUUCUUAUGGAGGACUCAGGUCUUGUGAAUAUGCUUGUAGAAGACAAGUAUGAAGACCUUACCAUGAUGUACAAUUUGUUUCAACGGGUUCCGGAUGGGCACUCAACAAUCAAAUCUGUUAUGACUUCUCAUGUUAAGGAGAGUGGAAGGAGUUUGGUAACAGAUCCAGAGAGAUUGAAGGACCCUGUUGAUUUUGUCCAGCGGCUUCUAAAUGAGAAGGAUAAGUAUGACAAUAUCAUUAGCAUUUCAUUUGGCAAUGACAAGAGUUUCCAGAACGCUCUGACUUCGUCCUUUGAGUACUUCAUUAACUUAAACAACAGAUCUCCUGAGUUCAUAUCAUUGUAUGUUGAUGACAAACUGCGGAAAGGGAUGAAAGAUGCGAAUGAGGAGGAUGUGGAGACUGUCUUGGACAAAGUGAUGAUGCUGUUUAGGUACUUGCAAGAAAAAGAUCUGUUUGAAAAAUAUUACAAGCAACACUUGGCCAAGCGUCUUCUUUCUGGGAGAGCUGCUUCUGAUGAUUCUGAGAGGAGUAUGCUCGUGAAGCUCAAGACAGAAUGUGGGUAUCAGUUCACUUCCAAAUUGGAAGGCAUGUUCACUGAUUUGAAGACUUCUCAGGAUACCACGCAAGGGUUUUAUGGCGCUAGUUCUUCAGAUGCAGGAGAUGCCCCCUUGAUAUCUGUCCAGAUACUCACCACUGGCUCUUGGCCAACACAGCCAUGCAGUACUUGCAAUCUGCCCCCUGAGAUACUCAGCGUGUCUGAGAAGUUCCGGGCUUACUACCUUGGCACGCACAAUGGCAGGAGGCUGACAUGGCAGACAAAUAUGGGGACAGCUGACAUCAAAGUAACAUUUGGAAAUGGCAGCAAGCACGAGCUUAACGUCUCCACCUACCAGAUGUGUGUUCUGAUGCUGUUCAACUCGGCGGACUGUUUGACCUACAAUGAAAUUGAGCAGGCCACAGCGAUACCACCGGUAGACCUCAAGCGCUGCCUCCAGUCUCUUGCCCUCGUGAAAGGCAAAAACGUCCUGCGGAAGGAGCCCAUGAGCAGGGACAUCUCCCCCAACGACAACUUCUACGUCAAUGACAAGUUCACGAGCAAGCUCUUCAAGGUGAAAAUUGGCACGGUGGCAGUGCAGAAGGAGUCGGAGCCGGAGAAGAUGGAGACCCGGCACAGGGUGGAGGAGGACAGGAAGCCCCAGAUCGAGGCGGCCAUCGUGCGUAUCAUGAAGGCGAGGCGGGUGCUGGACCACAACAGCAUCGUGACGGAGGUGACGAAGCAGCUCCAGCCCCGGUUCCUGCCCAACCCCGUGGUGAUCAAGAAGAGGAUCGAGUCGCUCAUCGAGCGCGAGUUCCUGGAGAGGGACAAGACGGACCGGAAGAUGUACCGGUAUCUCGCGUAGUAGUGGGAUUAUCUUUUAUUUUUUGCUUUUCGGACGCUUUCUCCACCUUGUCCAUAACCGGACCAAUGAUCCCCAUCCAUGUACUUAUGCAUGCCCCGAAGUGUUUGCUGCCCUCGUACCUACGCUUUGAAUUAAGUUAUUACGGCAGUAAUCCAGUUACCCUACUGACUUGCUUAUCA